AAUACCAACAUUCAGAAAAUAGGACAAAAUGUCAGGCCGACAGCUAAAUAAAAAGAAAUUUGAUCGCGUUGAACUUUGAAGCUGUGAAAUAAAUUAAAAUGACAGUCCAGCAGCUUAGUUCGAAUAUUUCUGACGAGUCGGAGGAUAUGGUUAGCUUACCUCCCGAAGAAGAAACUUAUAGGCGAAAAUAUCAGUUGUUAUUGGAACGAUGUGAAGUCUUGCAACAGGAUAAUGAACGAAUAGUGAAUAGGAUACACCAAGCGAAGACAGUAACUAAGCGGUAUCGUAAGGAUAUCAAAUUGUUGAUAGAGAGGUUGGAUAGGCAUAGAGAUGGGUUUAGAACAGCGUCGAUGGAAGUGGAAUCGAGACCCGAGGUGAUUGUCAAGCCAAAUCGCGCCACGAACAAACCCCAAACUAGUUCAAAGCAAGCGGAGAAGCAAACCACAGCAGGUGGCAAAAAACCUGGACCUAAGAGAAAAAGUAAAGCUGACAAGCCUGAAAGAGAUCCAAAUGCACCAAAAAAGCCUUGCAAUGCAUUUUUCAUAUUCUGCCAAGAACAGCGACCACUGUUAGUAGCAGAAGCAAAUUCUGAGAUGGGAACUGAGCUAUCUAAACCAGAAGUGACCAGACAGCUGGCUUCCAGGUGGAGAUCACUUAGUACGGAUGAGAAAAGGGUAUAUGUUGCUAGAUUUGAAAGAUCAAAGGAAAAAUAUGUUGAAGAAUUAUCUGCAUAUAACAUCAAAAAGGAACAAUGACAUAAGUCCCCUGAUACCAACUAAUUUUAAUGUGAUAGUCAGCUUUAAGAUAGGCUUAUAAUAAUGAAUAAUUUUGUUGUAAUAGCAACAAGAGAACUGUAGUUGAUUCUGCAGAAAUGUUCACUAAGAAAGUUGCAUUUGAGUUAGUGGUAAAGGUUUCUUAAAUGACAAUGAAGGUUGUAUUUAAUUUGUUCACUUAAAUCUCAGUCUAGAUAGGUAUUUAGGAUAAUAAAUUAUUGUAAAACGUCAUUGAUUGCAUUGAAAUAGAAUCAAAAAAAAAAUCAGCAACUUUUCAGUUGUGCAAUUUUAAUUGUAGGGAAUAAAUGUUUUUUAAAAAGGCUGUAAGUUCACCCUAGACUUUUUUGAGCUAACUUUGCUACUCCAUUCCAAAUUCAAAGGUGGUUUUAUUAUUUUAUCAAAAUCCAUUCAGUAUUUGUCUGGUUCUGAGUUUAUUAUAAAGGCAAGUUUUUGUACAUCAUUCAUACAGAUUUUAGUAAAUUGGAAUUGCAAAAGCUUAAGCCAAUUGAAAAGCAAUAAAUCUAUAACUUUGUAUUUUGAAACUCAUUUUAAACUUGCUACAAAUCUUAAUCUUGAAAGUAAAUAAUUGAGCUUGUAUCAAUAAUACAAAUUCCAGCUUAUGUAAGGAACUGAAUUGAGUUGUUUAACAACAAUAAACAGAAAUGUACUUGUAAAA
This is a messenger RNA of Ostrinia nubilalis (European corn borer), 1449 nucleotides long. RefSeq lists its product as uncharacterized. Gene Ontology annotation, biological process: regulation of gene expression. Lineage: Eukaryota; Metazoa; Arthropoda; Insecta; Lepidoptera; Crambidae. Bases 99 to 755 code for a protein of 218 amino acids. The transcript is spliced from 4 exons. The record is from RefSeq and is a predicted model, not a curated record. Gene Ontology annotation, cellular component: nucleus.